GCUGCUCCUUAAAAGACCCCCUCGAUCAUCAUAUUGCUCCGCCUUCGUUCUUGUUUGUUAUGUCUGGGUUGCUCACGAUGUUUCAUCCCAUAGUCUUCAGUGUUGCAUGCUCACGCUCACAGGUCUUGCGAAGACGCUUGGCGUACCCUCCCUCUUUUGGCGCCCGCGGCCGCUCUUUGUCUGGCCGCAUCAGGACUCCUCGCGAGCCAAAACGGAGACCUCCAUCAUCCCGGCGAAACGAAGCGCGAGUGCAUCAUGCGCAAAGAAGGUGAUCUUCGGCCGGGGUACUCAAAGUCUCUGCAUGUACAUAAGAUGGGGCUCUGCUCGACCACCGGGCAUCGAACCCCCGCCAUUCCUUUGUGAUCUGACGUUCGUUACUUUUCUGACAUUCGUCGUAAAAUAUGCUGUUGCCGUCGCUGCUCAAGGCGGCGAUAGUCCUCGCAGCCUUCUGUAGGGUGGGCGUGGACGCAAGCUCGAGGAUGAAGAACAUGCACCAUAGGCUUCGUGAACAUCAAGACCAAACGAUGAAAGACUGGACGCGACAGCCUCGUUCAGAUGCGACUGGUGGACCUGGAACUGUGCAGAACAUUACUUUCUCGAACCCACAGGCUUCAGAGUUCUAUGUGGACGGUUCAAGUCUACCUGAAAUUCCUUGGAACAUCGGGCCAAGCUGGGCCGGUCUGCUGCCAAUUAGCAAUAACACGAAUGAAACUCGAGAGCUUUUCUUCUGGUAUUUCCCUGCUGGCCCGCAAGGUAGUCUCGAUGACCUCAUUCUCUGGAUCAACGGAGGCCCUGGAUGUUCGUCCAUGCAAGGCUUACUGCAAGAAGUCGGCCCAAUCUCAUGGGACAUCGGUCAGGCCAUACCACAUCCAAACGAGCACAGCUGGACAAACCUGUCGAGCAUAUUGUUCAUCGACCAACCAGUCGGCACUGGCUACUCACAGGGUACUCCGAACAUAGAGGAUGAAAAUCAACUGGCUGAGCAGCUGGUUGGCUUCCUACAGCAGUUCCUGAACGUCUUCACCGAGCUUAAAGGGAAGAACUUCUACACCACAGGGGAGAGCUACGCUGGGAUGUACGUUUCUUACAUCACGAACUACAUCUAUGAGAACCCCGAUGCCCUCGAACUCAACAUGACAGGAUUCUGGAUCUCUGAUCCCGUCAUCUCCUGGGACGUCGUCCAAGCAGACAUCCCUGCUAUGGAUUUCGUCCAUAAGUACCAUAACGUCUUCGCCUUCAACCAAUCGUACAUGAACGAGCUUGAUACGAAAGCCGCAGCCUGCCACUACACUGGCUACAUGGAGCAAUACGUCACCUAUCCUCCGAUUGGUCUCCUACCAUUGCCGGGCGGGAGCAUCUAUCCCGUCGAAGGCUGCGACAUGUGGGAGACCAUCUUCUCGGCUGCGUUGAAGAUUAACCCCGCUUUCAACAUAUACCGUAUCUUUGACACGUGGCCCGUUCCUUUCGACAUCCUCGGAUUCCCAGGUUCGUUCUUCGAGACACAGACCACACCCUACUUCGCAAGAGACGACGUCAAAGCCGCAAUACACGCACCAAUGGACGUCAAUUGGACAGUGUGCAGCACCGAGGCUGUAUUCGCAGGCAGCGGUGAUACUAGCCUCCCGUCUGCCAUGACCGUGCUGCCGAACAUCAUCGAGAAGAGCGAGCGCUCGGUCAUAGUGCACGGUCUUGCGGACUACAUCCUCAUGGCAGACGGAACGAGAAUUGCGAUCCAGAACAUGACAUGGAAUGGGCUGCAAGGUUUUCAGACGCCCAUCGCGAAUGAUAGCUUCAUCGUCGACGGCGUGGGCGCAUUGGGCAAUGCGCACUGCGAGCGCGGCCUGGCCUACGUCGAAGUCGCACUGAGCGGUCAUAUGGUGCCCGAGUUCUCACCGGUGGCUUCGUACCAGAUCAUGGAAUACUUGAUGGGCUUCAGGGCGAAUAUUUCUGCUGUAUGAGGCCUGGGCUGUAGGCGGCGACCGCUGAAGGUCGUGACAUCUGCUACAUAGUGAUUAUUGACUGUCAGCGUUUUCGUCCUACGCAUUCAUUCAAAUCUUGUGAGACGUGUCGUGUGUGCAAUUUCGGACACUGCUUUCAAUGAUUCAUGAUACAGCUGAAAUACUUAUCAAGAAGAUAGUCCUCCCCUGAUGGGAUAUCUACAUACAUUUCUAUGUACUACAUUCCUGCGCAUCCGAGUCUAGAC
Molecule: messenger RNA, 2203 nt
Organism: Rhodofomes roseus
Lineage: Eukaryota; Fungi; Basidiomycota; Agaricomycetes; Polyporales; Fomitopsidaceae
Product: alpha/beta-hydrolase
Exons: 13
Coding region: 402-1958 (518 amino acids)
Biological process (GO): proteolysis
Molecular function (GO): serine-type carboxypeptidase activity
Source: RefSeq, a predicted model, not a curated record